This is a messenger RNA of Podarcis raffonei (Aeolian wall lizard), 3308 nucleotides long. RefSeq names its product dimethylglycine dehydrogenase (gene DMGDH). NCBI's taxonomy places the organism in Eukaryota, Metazoa, Chordata, Lepidosauria, Squamata, Lacertidae. The coding region runs from base 161 to 2761 and encodes 866 amino acids. The transcript is spliced from 16 exons. Gene Ontology annotation, cellular component: mitochondrion. Gene Ontology annotation, molecular function: oxidoreductase activity; protein binding. The record is from RefSeq and is a predicted model, not a curated record.
CGGUGGGGAUUGGCCGCAGAGUGAGCUCUGCCAACUGGAAAACGACGGCUCAGCCUGUCUGUCUUGUGGGGAGCAAAGGGAGCGGGGUGCACAUUGGGAAGGAAAGAGCCUCGGCUGCCCGAGCCACCAUCUCCUGAGACAGACAGAUAGAGAAGAAGCCAUGCUCCGGGGAGCCCUGCGGUCGCUCCCGCCAAAGCUGUGGGGCAGGGAGCCCGCCUUCUCGCCCCCUGCUCGGCCUUUUGCCUGCAGCCCGACCACUGAAAGGUGGGAAGAAAAACCUUCUACAGAAGCAAGAUGGAAAGAUGCAGCAGAAACAGUAAUUAUUGGAGGUGGUUGUGUUGGUGUGAGUCUUGCCUACCACCUGGCCAAGGCUGGCAUGAAAGACGUACUUCUGUUGGAAAAGUCUGAACUCACUGCUGGAUCUACAUGGCAUGCAGCAGGUUUGACAACGUAUUUCCACCCUGGAAUAAAUCUGAAGCAGAUCCAUCACUACAGCAUCAAGCUUUAUGAACAAUUAGAAGAUGAGACUGGACAGGCUGUUGGGUUUCAUCAGCCAGGAAGUCUUAGAAUUGCUUCAACUCCAACGAGGGUGGAUGAGUUUAAAUACCAGAUGUCUCGGGCUGGUUGGCACCCAGCAGAGCAGUAUCUUAUCAAGCCAGAGAGGGUGCAAGAAUUAUUCCCUUUAUUAAACAUGGAAAAGGUUUUAGCUGGUUUGUACAACCCUGGAGAUGGUCAUAUUGACCCUUACUCACUCACCAUGGCUUUGGCUGCAGGGGCCAGGAAAUAUGGUGCUCAGAUAAAUUAUCCAGUCCAAGUAACUGACCUAAAAUCUAGAGCAGAUGGAACAUGGGAAGUUGAAACUCCACAAGGAAUAAUUCAUGCAAACAGAGUUGUGAAUACAGCUGGUUUCUGGGCUCGUGAAAUAGGGAAAAUGAUUGGAUUGCCCCAUCCACUCAUACCAGUUCAUCACCAGUACAUAGUUACUGCAACUAUUCCUGAAGUGAAAGCCCUUAAAAAGGAAUUUCCUGUGAUUCGUGACCUAGAAGGUUCAUAUUAUCUAAGACAAGAAAGGGAUGGGAUUUUAUUUGGCCCAUAUGAAAGUCCAGAAAAAAUGAAACUACAGGAAUCCUGGGUAAAAAAUGGAGUCCCGCCAGGAUUUGGGAAGGAGCUUUUUGAGUCUGAUUUGGACCGAAUAAUGGAUCAUGUUGAGGCUGCUAUGGCAAUGGUCCCAAUCCUAAAGCAAGCAGACAUUAUCAAUGUAGUUGCAGGCCCUAUAACAUAUUCUCCAGAUAUCUUGCCUAUGGUGGGGCCACAUCAGGGUGUUCGAAAUUAUUGGGUGGCUAUUGGUUUUGGAUACGGCAUCAUCCAUGCUGGUGGCAUAGGAAAGUAUCUCAGUGACUGGAUACUCAAUGGGGAGCCUCCUUUUGAUCUAAUAGAAUUAGAUCCAAAUAGGUAUGGGAAGUGGACCACUCCAGAAUUCACGGCAGUAAAAGCAAGAGAAUCUUAUGGAUUUAACAAUAUUGUUGGCUACCCUAAAGAAGAAAGAUUUGCCGGGAGACCCACAGCGAGAGUCAGUGGGCUUUAUGAAGUCCUUAAGUCGGAAUGCUCCAUGGGAUUCCAUGCAGGAUGGGAGCAGCCUCAUUGGUUCUACAAACCUGGGGAUGAGAUUGGAUACAAGCCAAGUUUUCGACGUACAAACUGGUUUGAACCUGUGGGCCGUGAAUAUAAACAGGUGAUGGAAAAAGUGGGUGUGAUUGAUCUCACUCCAUUUGGCAAGAUUAGCAUCAAAGGCAGUGAUUCUGCUAAAUUUUUGGACCGUCUGAUUGCAAAUGUGAUCCCAAAGAUAGGUUUCACAAAUAUAAGUCAUAUGUUAACCCCAAGAGGCAGAGUCUAUGCGGAGCUCACAGUCUCUCAUCUAAAGCCAGGGGAAUUUUUGUUAAUUACUGGUUCUGGGUCAGAGCUUCAUGACUUGAGAUGGAUUGAAGAGGAGGCAUCUAGAGGACAGUUUAACGUUGAGAUCAGAAAUGUCACAGAAGAAAUUGGAGUACUGGGUGUAGCUGGUCCAUAUGCACGAAAAGUCCUCCAGAAGUUGACAACAGAGGAUCUCAGUGAUGCAGCAUUUAGUUUUCUACAAUCUAGACAUUUAAACAUUGUGGAUAUUCCUGUUACUGCAAUUAGAAUAUCCUAUACAGGUGAACUGGGUUGGGAGUUGUACCACAGGCGAGAAGAUUCUGCACCUUUAUACUCUGCUAUCAUGGAAGCAGGCCGUGAAGAAGGAAUUGACAACUUUGGAACAUAUGUGAUGAAUACGUUAAGGCUAGAAAAGGCUUUUCGGGCAUGGGGAGCAGAGAUGAAUUGUGACACCAAUCCUCUGGAAGCCGGACUGAAAUAUUUUAUAAAAUUAAAUAAGCCAGCAGACUUCAUAGGAAAGCAAGCACUGAAGCAGAUUAAAGAAAAGGGGCUUGAACGGCAACUUGUGUAUCUCACCUUGGAAACGGAUAAUGUUGAUCCAGAGGGAAAUGAAAGUGUCUGGUAUAAUAACAAGGUUAUUGGCAACACCACAUCUGGAUGUUACAGCUACAGCACUCAGCAGAGUCUGGCUUUUGCAUAUGUCCCUGUGGAACUCAGUAAAGUUGGACAGAAACUGGAAGUUGAACUACUAGGCAAAAAUUAUCAAGCAACUAUUAUCCAGGAACCAUUGGUUAUGACCGAACCAACAAGAACACGGCUUCAGCAGAAGGGUGGAAGUGCUAAAAUAUAAACAGGCAUGCAUUUAAUUCCUCAAUAUUAAGAGUCAAUACUUGAUUAGCAUAUUUCAUUUGAGUUGAAUGCAAAUUACACAUGAAAUAUGCAACAAAAUAGUACUUUAUGUUUACUAAUCAUUAAGAAUAAGGAACAAUUUAAGAAACCACUGUUACUUAUACACAGUUCUUGCAAAUAAUGUAUACCAAGUCAGUAAAUAGCAGCAGCAACAGUCUUGAGUAUGUUGUAAAAAAAUGGGAUUGUUGCAGUAUGAUUGAGCAAGUGGCAGGAGUCCUGGGCUACAGAGCAUGUGGCAAAUCUUUGUAGAAAUGAUGGUCUGAUCACAAAGGAGAACAAAGUACUGAGGCUAAAAGCCCAUGAAGUGAUGGGAAUUUGAAAGCAGUGAAAGCCUCCUAGCUAGGUUGGCGCAAUGGUGAAAUAAGUUCCAUAUCUGAAGCAAGGGUCUAGGUAACCAAUCAGAAAUUCACUUAGAAGACAGUUUUACCUCCCAAAUGAUUUUGAACUUGCAUUGCAUAUAAGGAUGGGGGAGAAAUUCAAUUCAGUUU